AUGGCGACGCUCCUGCGCGGCCUGUUCCCGCGGCGCGUGCGGGUGGCCUCCGUGCGCGUGCGCCACAAGGUGCUGAGCGUCCGCGCGCAGCUCUUCGGCGCGUGGCGGCCGCGCGGCGACGACGCGCCGCAGGCCGCGAUGCCGAAGCUCAACGUCUGCCUGCUCGUGACGGGCACGCACGGCGACGUCGCGCCCUUCGUCGCCUUCGGGCUCGAGCUCGUGGAGCGCCACGGCCACCGCGUGCGCCUCGCGACGCACGCGUGCUACCGGUCCAAGGUCGUCGACGCGGGCCUCGAGUUCUACCCCCUCGCGGGCGACCCGCGCAUCCUGAGCCAGUGGAUGGUCCAGAGCCAGGGGCGGCUCCUGCCCCGGGCCAAUUUGGACGACUUGAAGGAGAUCCCCGUGAAGAAGGCCAUGAUCAACGCGAUCAUGACGAGCUGCCUCGACGCGUGCACGCGCGUCGACCUGGAGGACGACCGCGCGAUCCACGCGCCCCGUUUUGUUGCGCAUGCAAUUGUAGCGAACCCCGUCGCCUACGGCCACUUCCACGUCGCCGAGGCGCUCAAGGUGCCCCUGCUCAUGGCGUUCCCGCAGCCGUGGACGCCGACGGCGUCGUUCCCGCACCCGCUCGCGUCGCUGCCGAACAACGAGCCGACGACGCUCCAGCAGAAGCAGGUCAACGCGCUGAGCUUCCGCGCCGUGGAGACGCUCCAGUGGCAGGGCCUCGACGCGAACGAGUGGCGCCAGAAGAAGCUGGGGCUGCGACGCCUCGACGUCGCGGACCGCGGCGCGUCGCUCCUCGACGACUUCGACGUGCCCUUCGUCUACACGUGGUCGCCGGCGCUCUGCCCGAAGCCCAAGGAGUGGGGGGACAACUGCGACAUCGUCGGCGCGCUCACGCUCAAGGCCAAGGACGACGGCGGCGCGACGUACGAGCCGGCGAAGUCCGUCGCCGCCUUCCUCGCGGCGGGCGGCGAGCCCGUCUUCGUCGGCUUCGGGAGCAUGGUCAUCGCCGACCCGGGGGCGCUCUACGACCUGAUUUUGGACGCGGCGGAGGCGUCGAAGACGAGAGUCAUAGUCCAGAGCUCGUGGUCGAAGAUCGAGGGCGACCGGACGUCGCCGCUCGUCGCGACGAUCGGGCCCUGCCCGCACAGCUGGCUCAUGCCCCACUGCCGCGCCGUGGUCCACCACGGCGGCGCGGGCACCGUCGCCGCGGGGUUGAGGCGCGGCCUGCCGACGCUCGUCUGCCCGUUCUUCGGCGACCAGCACUUCUGGGGCGAGUGCUGCCGCCGCGCGGGCGUCGGCCCGCCGCCCAUCCCGAUCCAGACGCUGACGGCGGAGGCGCUCGCGGCGGCCUUCGAGACGCUGACGGCGCCCGCGACGGUGGCCGUCGCGGAAGGGGUCGGCGCGGCGAUGCGCGAGGAGGACGGCGUCGCCGCGCUCGCGGACAUCUUCGACCGGCGGCUGCCCGCGGCG
Molecule: messenger RNA, 1476 nt
Organism: Aureococcus anophagefferens
Lineage: Eukaryota; Pelagophyceae; Pelagomonadales; Pelagomonadaceae
Exons: 1
Biological process (GO): carbohydrate metabolic process
Molecular function (GO): UDP-glycosyltransferase activity; hexosyltransferase activity
Source: RefSeq, a predicted model, not a curated record